CCCCAAAGGUUUGACCAACCACGGCAACGCUUUGAUGGUCCCCAAAGGUUUGACCAACCGCGGCAGCGCUUUGAUGGUCCUCCGAGGUUCGACCAGCCACGGCACCGCUUCGAUAAUCCACCCAGACAUGACCAGCCUAAUUUUGGACAGCAAUCUAGAUUGGAUUCCUCAAGACCCCCUUGCCCUCCACCACGUUUUGAAUCUCCUUCAGCCCCUCAGUUAAAACAGCAGCAGGGUCCUGAACCUAAAUUGGAGACCGACAUUCAAAAUCCUGCAAGUUCAGAUUCAACAACCUUGCCAAAAACACCUGCUCAACCACUGUCUAACAAAGAUGAAAGUAUACCUAAUAAGUCAACAGCUGAUGACUUGACAGAUGAUAAUUUGCUUGGAUCAGAUGGCUUUUUUAUUCAAAAUGAUCCUAUUCCCCAGACAUUAAAAAGUAAGAAAGAGUCUGAGGAAGCAAAAAAUAAAAGUGUCACUGAUGAUAGCAAUAAAGACAAACCUAGUACAUCAACGAAAGACUCUGGUUCAGUAUCAAAACCUCCACCACCUCCACAAAAUUCCCAAAAGGACGAUGGACCAAUGAUAGACAACAAAAAAUCAAUUAAAACGACUGCUGGAAUCCAACCAGAACUACAAAGUUCAGACCAGUUGGCACCAAAACCAGAACCUCCAAAUCUACUUCCUGGCAGGGGACGUGGCCAGCCUCCACUGCGUGGACUUGGGCGUGGACAAUUGGGCCCUGGCCAGUUCAGAGAACAUAAUAUUGCACAAACUGAGGAGGGGGUGGACGAAAUGCCUUAUGACUACAUUCCACCGGAGGAAGAUGCAGAAAUACCUGAAGAGCAACAAGACUACUGGCAAGAUCCUUCAUAUCAGGGGUUUGGCGAGGAUGAAUCAGAGGUGCGUCCUGAAGACACAUGGGUCCCAGAAGAACAUUACUUUGAAGAGGAAGAGUAUUAUGAGGAGCCAGUGGGACCAUUUAUGGGGCGAGGUAGACCCCCAUUGAGAGGAGGGCCCCCAAUGGGGCGAGGAAGACCACCCAUGGGCAGAGGAUUUCCUCCCAUGGGGAGAGGUGUACCACCCAUGGGUAGAGGAUUUCCUCCCAUGGGCAGAGGAGUACCACCCAUGGGCAGAGGGGGUCCGCCCAUGGGUAGAGGAGGUCCACCCAUGGGUAGAGGGGGUCCACCCAUGGGCCGAGGAGGUCCACCCAUGGGCCGAGGAGGUCCACCCAUGGGCCGAGGAGGUCCACCCAUGGGCCGAGGAGGUCCACCCAUGGGUAGAGGAGGCCCACCAAUGGUGAGAGGUGGACCACCCUUUAGUAGAGGAGGCCCACCAGUAGGUAGAGGAGGGGCACACAUGGGAAUAGGGGGUCCAGCAGUUGCUAGAGGAGACGUAGAUGAUAUGCACUGGGCAGAGGCUGAGUCAGCAGAGUGUUCUGAGGAAGGAGAACCCUACUGGGAAGAAUGGCAGCCUCAAAUGAGAGGCAUGAGACCCCCAUUUCCACCUGGUCGUGGUCGUCCUCCACGUGGGCACCCUGGUUUUAUGCCUCGAGGCCGAGGAGGUCCACUUCACCCUAUUCACGGUGAAAUGGGUCAUGAGCCUGUAGGUCAUGAAAUGGAGUUGGAUGAUGCCAACAUGGAUCAGUCAAUGCACCCAAUGUACCACGAGCACGACCCAUAUGGCCAUCCAGGGCAUCCUGAUGUAGGAAGAGGCAGGCGACGCAUUCCACCUCCGCCCCAUGAAAUUAUGGAUCGCUUAGAGGAGCCUUUGUAUGAAGGAGCUGAAGGAGAUUCUGAAUGGUACCCUCCACGAGGCCCUCCAAUAACUCCACACGAAAUAAUUGACAGGGGAGGAAUGAGAAGACGACCUAUGGGUCGAGGAAUUGCAAGGGGAAUGUGGCGCCCAGGUCCACAUCAUGAGGGAUAUGAAGAGGCAUAUAAGGAGGACCAAGCUUUGGAUUAUGAUCGAGGUGAGGGUGAGUACCGCCGGCCUCCAGCUCCAGAGUUUCCACCUGAAGACUAUCGCCAUGAAGCCAAGUUCCGUGAGGGGGAGUGGGACAGAGAUCGUCCUCUUCCUGAAAGAGAGUAUCCUCCCCGCAUGCCGCCCCCACCGCACCUCAGAGAGGAACGCUGGGAUCCAGAAACAGAGAGACGUCGCUCGUAUCCAUAUGAUGAAAACGAUAGGGCAAGGGGAGAGCUACGAAUUCUUGACUAUAGGGAUGAGCCCCCAUACAGACUGGAUGAACCGCCACACCUGCGGGCUUCAGACUGGGAUAGACCUUCUAGGCGUUCUCCAUUACCAGUGAGGACAUAUCCCGAUUAUGGUGACCUUAGACCUCAGUAUGAGGAGCGCAAGGAAGAGCCACCACCUGCUGGAUCUGCAACAGACUUGCCUGGAAGCUCAGUUGAAGCAGCAACCCAAGGAACAAGCGGGGCAAAUGUGCUUGCCCUUUCUCAAAGGCAGCAUGAGAUUAUCCUGAAAGCUGCUCAAGAACUUAAGCAAAUAAGGGAGUUGCAAGAGGGAAAGACCCCUAGUACUGAAAAACCACAACCUGCAUCCAGUGACCUUCUGACAGAGCUACCUGCAGGUCUCCUUGGCUUGGAGAUCCCACCAGAUGUUAGGAAUGUUUUAAAGGGUAUGAGUGCUGCUGUUCAGCCAGCUGCUCCUGAAUCAGCGUCUUGGGAAAGCAAACCUGCUGCUGCUGUAGAUUACCAGUCGUCACUGUCUGCUUCAGCCAAACCGCCAGUAAUUCCUAAAACGGUCGAUUAUGGACAUGGGCAUGAGCUCGGGGCAACUGUAGAGCGGAUUGCAUAUGGUGAGAGAAUAGUAUUAAGACCUGACCCAAUCCCAUCAGAUCGCCUCUAUGAUAAAGAACCACUCAGUCUCAGAGAUUCCUACAGCCGAGAUCCAUAUUAUGACCGGCGACCAGACCCCUAUUUGGAUCGCCGGGAGUACAGCAGAGAGAGGGAGUUGUACCGAGAUGCGCCUCCUGAAUAUGAAAGAGACAGAUAUGAGAGGGAUCGCUAUCAUUCACGGGAAAGAGAUGAGAGCACACAUACCUUGGUUGAAGAAAGGUCUCCACUACCUCCUCGAGCGGCAUACAGGGAAAGAGACAAGGAGCGAAGUGGCAGUCGUGACCUAGACGACUAUUAUGGAAGGCCUGGCUAUGACAGACCUCUGUAUGAGCGCUCUGGACCAGACCGCAUCGGGCCUGAGCGUUACAGCUCGCCUUACUUGGAAAGAAGAGGUUAUCCAGAGGACCGAGGACCACACUCUGCCGCCCCACUGCCUCCUCCACCAACACCGCCUCCUCCUCGAGUCGAGAAGAAGCCUGAAAUUAAAAAUAUUGAUGACAUCCUCAAAGCACCUGGCAGAUUAUCUCGACCUGAGAGGAUUGUUAUUAUAAUGAGGGGCCUCCCAGGAAGUGGAAAAAGCCACGUUGCAAAGCUUAUACGGGACAAGGAAGUUGAAUCUGGUGGCGCACCUCCAAGAGUUCUUGUUCUGGAUGAUUACUUCAUGACGGAGGUGGAGAAAGUUGAGAAAGACCCAGACACCGGGAAGAGAGUCAAAACUAAGGUUCUUGAAUAUGAAUAUGAACCCGAGAUGGAGGAUACCUACAGGAGCAGCAUGCUGAAAACAUUUAAGAAAACUCUUGAUGACGGAUUCUUCCCUUUUAUUAUUCUGGACACCAUUAAUGACCGAGUGAAACAUUUUGAACAAUUCUGGAGCGCAGCCAAAACAAAAGGCUUUGAGGUGUAUGUAGCUGAAAUCACGGCUGACACACAAACGUGUGCAAAGAGGAAUGUCCAUGGGCGCAAGCUUAAGGAUAUAACAAAGAUGUCCAACAACUGGGAGUCAUCUCCUCGUCAUAUGGUGCGCCUGGAUGUGCGAUCCUUGCUUCAAGAUGCUGCCAUUGAGGAGGUUGAAAUGGAGGACUUUAACCCCGAAGACGUUCCCCAAGAAACCAAGAGGGAGGAGGAAGAAGAGAGCGAUCUGGGAUAUCUUCCAAAAAGCAAAUGGGAGAUGGACACAUCUGAGGCCAAACUUGACAAGUUGGAUGGCCUGGUGAGCGGUGGGAAGAGGAAGCGUGACAGUGAACACUUGUCCGGCAUAGAGGACUACCUUCAGUUGCCAGACGACUAUGCCACACGCACGUCUGCACCAGGAAAGAAAAGGGUCCGAUGGGCUGAUCUUGAAGAGCAGAAGGAUGCAGAUCGAAAGCGUGCUAUCGGUUUUGUAGUUGGGCAAACGGACUGGGAAAAAAUAACAGAUGAGAGUGGCCAGUUCGCACAAAGAGCUCUCAAUCGUACAAAAUAUUUCUAGGAUAGUCUGAUUCAUUAUUUUGGUUUACAGUAAGGUGCCCAGAAUGUGAAGAUGCUUCAGCUCCUUGACAGUGAAACAUUCGUCAGUACAAUAUUCCCAACAGUUAUCAGUAGUUUUUGUCACUUCACUAAUAAUUAUAAAGAACACAUUUUUCCCUCUGGGAUGAGUUGUAGUUAAUAAUCUGUGCUUAUUUUGUUUAAGUAUUCAGGCAUCUUUUACCUUUUUCUCUGUUUUAUACUUCAUGUACUGUAUACCUGUAACACUGUUUUAGUCUUUGUGUUGUAGAGGAAAAAUAAAAGGUUCUCAACAUUAAAAACUAAU
Messenger RNA from Poecilia latipinna (sailfin molly), 4647 nucleotides. RefSeq names its product YLP motif-containing protein 1-like. The record is from RefSeq and is a predicted model, not a curated record. The transcript is spliced from 18 exons. NCBI's taxonomy places the organism in Eukaryota, Metazoa, Chordata, Actinopteri, Cyprinodontiformes, Poeciliidae. Gene Ontology annotation, cellular component: nucleus. Gene Ontology annotation, biological process: regulation of telomere maintenance. The coding region runs from base 583 to 4326 and encodes 1247 amino acids.